Messenger RNA from Iphiclides podalirius (scarce swallowtail), 309 nucleotides. The record is from the annotation of a GenBank genome assembly. Lineage: Eukaryota; Metazoa; Arthropoda; Insecta; Lepidoptera; Papilionidae.
AUGGAUGUCAGCUGUUUGACAUUCGCACCGGAGCGCUGCCCCCGCCGCCCGCCGCGCCCCCCGCCGCCGUCGCCAUUUUUAUCGAGCGGGCCCCGCGCCCCGCCGCCGCCGAGCCGGCGCUGCCGCCGCCCCCGGCCUGAGGGCCGCGAGGGGGGCGGCGGGGGGCGGCGCGGCGCGGGGAGCACGGCGCAAGCGCCCGCGCUCGCCUCGCCGCCGCAGUCUCGCGACAGCAACCGUCGAGCGCGCACGUCCGCGCGCCUCCGACCGCAAAAUCAGCUGAUCGGCGCGCGCCCCGCGGCGCACAUGCCG